This is a messenger RNA of Odocoileus virginianus texanus, 9879 nucleotides long. The record is from RefSeq and is a predicted model, not a curated record. NCBI's taxonomy places the organism in Eukaryota, Metazoa, Chordata, Mammalia, Artiodactyla, Cervidae.
AUGGCUCAUGUAUCCCGCCGGCAGGUGAGCCAGGACGGGAAGUCCCUGCUUGACAAGCUCCAGCGGCCCCUGACACCCGGCAGCUCCGACUCACUCACGGCCUCGGCCAACUACUCGAAGGCCGUGCACCACGUCCUAGACGUCAUCCAUGAGGUGCUGCACCACCAGCGGCAGCUGGAGAACAUCUGGCAACACCGCAAGGUGCGGCUCCACCAGCGGCUGCAGCUGUGCGUCUUCCAGCAGGACGUCCAGCAGGUGCUGGACUGGAUCGAGAACCACGGAGAAGCAUUUCUGAGCAAACACACAGGUGUAGGGAAAUCGCUCCAUCGGGCCAGGGCUUUGCAGAAACGUCAUGAGGAUUUUGAAGAAGUAGCACAGAACACAUACACCAAUGCAGAUAAGCUACUCGAGGCGGCCGAGCAGCUGGCCCAGACCGGGGAAUGUGACCCGGAAGAGAUCUAUCAGGCUGCCCACCAGCUCGAGGACCGGAUACAGGAUUUCGUGCGACGCGUCGAGCAGCGGAAGAUCCUCCUGGACAUGUCGGUGUCCUUUCACACCCAUGUGAAAGAGGCUGUGACAGACAGAAAGCAGAGCCAGCUGGACCUUCCUGAGGGAGGCGCGGUGGGCGGGGGGCUGCUGUUCCUCACCCAGGCUGCAGGGGCCGCUGUGGGCCUGGAUGGGCCCCUGGGCAGCAGCAGGAACUGCUGGGCCCGCCUCUGCCGCCCUCCCUCAGAGUCGGCGCCUCACUCCGGCCCCCGGGCCGGCCGGCGCCUCACUCUGACCCGCCUCACUCCGGCCCCCGGGCCGGCCGGCGCCUCACUCCUCACUCCGGCCCCGGGCCGGCCGGCGCCUCACUCUGACCCGCCUCGCUCUGGCCCCCGGGCCGGCCGGCGCCCCGCUCUGGCCCCCGGGCCGGCCAGCAGAACCUUGCCCCGUGUUCUUCCCCAGCUGCAUCCACGGCAGUGCCCGCGGCAGAGGCAGCGGCUCCGGGCGGCCUUUGCUCCUGGCUCCAUCACGGACUCAGCCAUCUCUAGCAACAAGACGCCGCACAACAGCUCCAUCAGCCACAUCGAGACGGUGCUGCAACAGCUGGACGAGGCCCAGGCGCAGAUGGAGGAGCUCUUCCAGGAGCGCAAGAUCAAGCUGGAGCUCUUCCUGCAGCUGCGCAUCUUCGAGCGGGAUGCCAUCGACAUCAUCUCAGACCUGGAGUCUUGGAACGAUGAGCUUUCUCAGCAAAUGAACGACUUCGACACGGAGGACCUGACGAUCGCGGAGCAGCGCCUGCAGCACCACGCGGACAAGGCGCUGACCAUGAACAACCUGACCUUCGACGUCAUCCACCAGGGGCAGGACCUGCUGCAGUACGUCAACGAGGUGCAGGCCUCCGGCGUGGAGCUGCUUUGCGACAGAGAUGUGGACAUGGCCACGCGGGUCCAGGACUUGCUGGAGUUCCUGCACGAGAAGCAGCAGGAGCUGGAUCUCGCGGCCGAGCAGCACCGGAAGCACCUGGAGCAGUGCGUGCAGCUGCGCCACCUGCAGGCCGAGGUCAAGCAGGUGCUGGGCUGGAUCCGCAACGGAGAGUCCAUGCUGAACGCCGGGCUCAUCACGGCCAGCUCGUUGCAGGAGGCGGAGCAGCUGCAGAGGGAACACGAGCAGUUCCAGCAUGCCAUCGAGAAGACACACCAGAGCGCCCUGCAGGUCCAGCAGAAGGCCGAGGCCAUGCUGCAGGCCAACCACUACGACAUGGACAUGAUCCGGGACUGCGCCGAGAAGGUGGCCUCGCACUGGCAGCAGCUCAUGCUGAAGAUGGAAGACCGGCUGAAGCUGGUGAACGCGUCCGUGGCCUUCUACAAGACCUCGGAGCAGGUCUGCAGUGUGCUGGAGAGCCUGGAGCAGGAGUACAAGAGGGAAGAGGACUGGUGCGGAGGGGCUGACAAGCUGGGCCCCAACUCUGAGACAGACCACGUCACCCCCAUGAUCAGCAAGCACCUCGAACAGAAGGAAGCGUUCCUGAAGGCUUGCACGCUUGCCAGGAGGAACGCGGACGUCUUCCUGAAGUACCUGCACAGAAACAGCGUGAACAUGCCCGGCAUGGUGACCCACAUCAAAGCCCCCGAGCAGCAAGUGAAAAAUAUCUUGAACGAGCUCUUCCAGCGGGAGAACAGGGUAUUGCACUACUGGACCAUGAGAAAGCGGCGGCUGGAUCAGUGCCAGCAGUACGUGGUCUUCGAGCGAAGCGCCAAGCAGGCUCUGGAGUGGAUCCACGACAGCGGGGAGUUCUACCUCUCCACCCACACCUCCACGGGCUCAAGCAUCCAGCACACCCAGGAGCUGCUGAAGGAGCAUGAGGAGUUCCAGAUCACCGCCAAGCAAACCAAAGAGAGAGUGAAGCUAUUGAUACAGCUGGCCGACGGCUUUUGUGAGAAGGGGCAUGCCCAUGCGGCAGAGAUCAAAAAAUGCGUCACUGCUGUGGAUAAAAGGUACAGAGACUUCUCUCUGCGGAUGGAGAAACACCGGACCUCUUUGGAGAAAGCUCUGGGCAUUUCUUCAGAUUCCAACAAAUCGAGCAAAAGUCUUCAGCUGGAUAUCGUUCCGGCCAGUAUCCCCGGCUCAGAGGUGAAACUCCGAGAUGCCGCCCAUGAACUUAAUGAGGAAAAGCGGAAAUCUGCCCGCCGGAAAGAGUUCAUAAUGGCUGAGCUGAUUCAGACUGAGAAGGCCUACGUGAGAGACCUCCGGGAGUGUAUGGAUACCUACCUGUGGGAAAUGACCAGCGGCGUGGAGGAGAUCCCCCCAGGCAUUGUGAACAAAGAGCUCAUCAUCUUCGGGAACAUGCAGGAGAUCUACGAGUUUCACAAUAACAUAUUCCUAAAAGAGCUGGAAAAAUAUGAGCAGUUGCCAGAGGACGUGGGACAUUGCUUUGUAACCUGGGCAGACAAGUUUCAGAUGUAUGUCACGUAUUGCAAAAAUAAGCCUGAUUCUACUCAGCUGAUAUUAGAGCAUGCAGGAUCCUACUUUGAUGAAAUACAGCAGCGACAUGGAUUAGCCAAUUCCAUCUCCUCCUACCUUAUUAAACCGGUUCAGCGAAUAACAAAGUAUCAGCUCCUUUUAAAAGAGCUGCUCACGUGCUGCGAGGAGGGGAAGGGGGAGAUCAAGGACGGGCUGGAGGUGAUGCUCAGCGUGCCCAAGCGGGCCAAUGACGCCAUGCACCUCAGCAUGCUAGAAGGGUUCGACGAGAACAUUGAGUCUCAGGGAGAGCUGAUCCUGCAGGAAUCCUUCCAAGUGUGGGACCCCAAAACCUUAAUCAGAAAGGGCCGUGAGCGGCACCUCUUCCUGUUUGAGAUGUCCUUGGUGUUUAGUAAAGAAGUAAAAGAUUCCAGUGGCAGAAGCAAGUACCUUUAUAAAAGCAAAUUGUUUACCUCAGAGCUGGGUGUCACAGAGCACGUUGAAGGAGACCCUUGCAAAUUUGCACUGUGGGUGGGGAGGACGCCAACUUCAGAUAAUAAGAUUGUCCUUAAGGCCUCCAGUAUCGAGAACAAGCAGGACUGGAUCAAGCAUAUCCGGGAGGUGAUCCAGGAAAGGACCAUCCACCUGAAAGGCGCCCUGAAGGAGCCCAUCCACAUCCCAAAAACGGCUCCAGCUACGAGACAGAAGGGAAGGAGGGAUGGAGAGGAUUUGGACAGCCAAGGAGACGGCAGCAGCCAGCCCGAUACGAUUUCAAUCGCCUCCCGGACGUCUCAGAACACUCUGGACAGCGACAAGCUGUCCGGCGGCUGCGAGCUGACCGUGGUGAUCCACGACUUCACGGCCUGCAAUAGCGCCGAGCUCACCAUCCGCCGCGGCCAGACGGUGGAGGUCUUGGAGCGGCCCCACGACAAGCCCGACUGGUGCCUGGUGCGGACCACCGACCGGUCGCCCGCGGCCGAGGGCCUGGUCCCCUGCGGUUCCCUGUGCAUCGCCCACUCCAGGAGCAGCAUGGAGAUGGAGGGCAUCUUCAACCACAAAGACUCGCUGUCCGUCUCCAGCAACGACGCCAGCCCGCCCGCCUCCGUGGCCUCCCUCCAGCCGCACAUGGUGGGGGCGCAGAGCUCGCCGGGCCCCAAGCGCCCGGGCAACACGCUGCGCAAGUGGCUGACGAGCCCGGUGCGGCGGCUGAGCAGCGGCAAGGCGGACGGGCACGUGAAGAAGCUGGCGCACAAGCACAAGAAAAGCCGCGAGGUGCGCAAGAGCGCCGACGCCGGCUCGCAGAAGGACUCGGACGACAGCGCGGCCACCCCGCAGGACGAGACCGUGGAGGAGAGAGGCCGGAACGAGGGCCUGAGCAGCGGCACGCUCUCCAAGUCCUCGUCCUCGGGCAUGCAGAGCUGCGGAGAGGAAGAAGGGGAGGAGGGGGCUGACGCCGUGCCCCUGCCGCCCCCCAUGGCCAUCCAGCAGCACAGCCUGCUCCAGCCGGACUCCCAGGACGACAAGGCCUCCUCUCGGUUAUUAGUCCGCCCCACCAGCUCCGAAACGCCGAGUGCAGCUGAGCUUGUCAGUGCGAUCGAGGAACUCGUGAAAAGCAAGAUGGCUCUGGAGGAUCGUCCCAGCUCACUCCUCGUCGACCAGGGGGACAGCAGCAGCCCCUCCUUCAACCCUUCAGACAACUCCCUGCUGUCCUCCUCCUCGCCCAUCGAUGAGAUGGAAGAGAGGAAGUCCAGCUCUUUAAAGAGACGACACUACGUUUUACAGGAAUUAGUGGAGACAGAGCGUGACUAUGUGCGGGACCUCGGCUGUGUGGUGGAGGGCUACAUGGCACUUAUGAAAGAAGAUGGUGUUCCUGACGACAUGAAAGGCAAAGACAAGAUUGUGUUUGGCAACAUCCAUCAGAUUUACGACUGGCACAGAGACUUUUUUUUAGGAGAGUUGGAGAAGUGCCUUGAAGAUCCGGAAAAACUAGGAUCCCUUUUUGUUAAACAUGAGAGAAGGUUGCACAUGUACAUAGUUUAUUGUCAAAAUAAACCAAAGUCUGAACACAUUGUCUCAGAAUACAUUGACACCUUUUUUGAGGACUUAAAGCAGCGCCUGGGCCACAGGCUGCAGCUCACGGACUUGCUGAUCAAACCAGUGCAGAGGAUCACGAAGUACCAGCUGCUGCUCAAGGACUUCCUCAAGUAUUCCAAAAAAGCCAGCCUGGAUACAUCAGAACUAGAGAGAGCCGUGGAGGUCAUGUGCGUCGUCCCGAAGCGCUGCAACGACAUGAUGAACGUCGGGAGGCUACAAGGCUUCGACGGUAAGAUCGUGGCCCAGGGCAAGCUGCUCCUGCAAGACACAUUCUUGGUCACAGACCCGGACACGGGGCUGCUGCCUCGCUGCAAAGAGAGGCGGGUGUUCCUCUUUGAGCAGAUCGUCAUUUUCAGCGAGCCGCUGGAUAAAAAAAAGGGCUUCUCCAUGCCAGGAUUCCUGUUCAAGAACAGUAUCAAGGUGAGCUGCCUUUGCCUGGAGGAAAACGUGGAAAAUGAUCCCUGUAAGUUCGCUCUGACAUCGCGGACGGGUGACGUGGUAGAGACCUUCAUCCUCCACUCAUCCAGUCCAAGUGUCCGGCAGACAUGGAUCCAUGAAAUCAACCAGAUUUUAGAAAACCAGCGCAAUUUUUUAAAUGCCUUGACAUCACCCAUCGAAUAUCAGAGGAACCACAGCGGGGGCAGCGGCGGCGGCGGCGGCGGCAGCGGGGGCAGCAGCGGGGCCCCCAGCGUUGGGGGCGGCAGCAACCACGGCGGCGGCGGGGGUGGCCCCGGCGGCGGCGGCAGCGGCAGCUCCAGCAGAAGCAGACCCUCCCGGAUCCCCCAGCCCGUCAGACACCACUCCCCCGUGCUGGUCUCCUCUGCAGCCUCGAGCCAGGCAGAGGCAGACAAGAUGUCAGGUACGUGCACCCCGGGCCCGCCACCGCCUCCUCCCAGCCGCAGCCCCGCCCCGGAGGCUGGCACAGGCCCGCCCGGCAGGGCGCCUCCCGGCAGCGAGCCCGACGGUCCCGAGCGAGACGCCGAGCCGAUCCCCAAGAUGAAGGUGCUGGAGAGCCCCCGGAAGUCGUCUGGGGGCGCGCCGCCACAGGACGGAGCCGCCAAGGAGGCGCCGCGGAGCGGCCCGGGCCCCCUGCCGCUGGGCAAGGCCAGGCCCGGGGCCCCCUCGCCCCUGCACUCGCCUCUGGCCGCCGCCGCCGCCGCGUCCCCCUCUCCGUUCGGCAAGGAGCCCUUGCCCCCCAGCAGCCCCCUGCAGAAGGGGGGCUCCUUCUGGAGCUCCGUGCCCGCCUCCCCCGCCAGCCGGCCCGGCUCCUUCACCUUCCCGGGGGACAGCGACUCCCUGCAGCGGCAGGCGCGGCGCCACGCGGCCCCCGGCAAGGACGCGGACCGCAUGAGCACGUGCUCCUCGGCCAGCGAGCAGUCCGUGCAGUCCACCCAGAGCAACGGGAGUGAAAGCAGCAGCAGUAGCAGCAUCUCCACCAUGUUGGUGACACACGACUACACGGCAGUGAAGGAGGAUGAGAUAAACGUCUAUCAAGGAGAGGUCGUUCAAAUUCUGGCCAGCAAUCAACAGAACAUGUUUCUGGUGUUCCGAGCCGCCACUGACCAGUGCCCCGCAGCCGAGGGCUGGAUUCCGGGCUUCGUCCUGGGGCACACCAGCGCCGUCAUCAUGGAGAACCCUGACGGGACUCUCAAGAAGUCAACAUCUUGGCACACAGCACUCCGCUUAAGGAAAAAAUCUGAGAAAAAAGAUAAAGACGGCAAACGGGAAGGCAAGUUAGAGAACGGUUACCGGAAGUCUCGGGAAGGACUGAGCAACAAGGUAUCUGUGAAGCUUCUCAAUCCCAACUACAUAUAUGACGGUGAGUCCUGUUCUUUGUCUUGUUUAUCCUGUGGACCCAGGUUUUCUGUGGAGCUCUGGGCCUGGGCAGCAUCUCACUGGGCCCUGCCCUGCUGCAGCGACUUGGGAGAGGCUGCUCUGAAGAUCGUGGGUGUGACCACCGAGGACGAUGGCAUCUACACGUGCAUCGCGGUGAACGACAUGGGGUCAGCCUCUUCUUCAGCCAGCCUGAGGGUUCUAGGUCCAGGGAGUGACGGCAUCGUGGUGACCUGGAAGGACAACUUUGACUGCUUCUACAGCGAGGUGGCCGAGCUCGGCAGGGGCAGAUUCUCCGUCGUGAAGAAAUGUGAUCAGAAAGGCACCAAACGAGCCGUGGCCACUAAGUUUGUGAACAAGAAGCUGAUGAAGCGCGACCAGGUCACCCACGAGCUUGGGAUCCUGCAGAACCUCCAGCACCCGCUGCUGGUGGGCCUCCUGGACACCUUCGAGACCCCCACCAGCUACGUGCUGGUCCUGGAGAUGGCCGACCAGGGACGGCUUCUGGACUGCGUGGUGCGGUGGGGGAACCUCACAGAGGGGAAGAUCCGGGCGUACCUGGGGGAGGUUCUGGAAGCCGUGCGAUACCUUCACAACUGCAGGAUAGCGCACCUGGACCUAAAGCCCGAGAACAUCCUCGUGGAUCAGAGCUCAGCCAAGCCAACCAUCAAGCUGACCGACUUCGGAGAUGCCGUCCAACUCAACACGACCUACCACAUCCACCCGUUGCUGGGGAACCCCGAGUUCGCGGCCCCCGAGAUCAUCCUGGGGAACCCGGUCUCCCUGACCUCGGACACAUGGAGCGUGGGCGUGCUGGCCUACGUGCUUCUCAGCGGCGUGUCUCCCUUCCUGGACGACAGCGUGGAAGAGACCUGCCUCAACAUUUGCCGCCUGGACUUCAGCUUCCCAGAGGACUACUUCCAAGGAGUGAGCCAGAGGGCCAAGGACUUCGUGUGCUUCCUACUGCACGAGGACCCCGCCAAGCGCCCCUCGGCUGCGUCGGCCCUCCAGGAGCGGUGGCUGCAGGCGGGCCACGGCCACGGCAAAGGCGCGGGCGUCCUCGACACGUCCAGACUGACCUCCUUCAUUGAGCGGCGCAAACACCAGAACGACGUUCGACCUAUCCGUAGCAUGAAAAACUUCUUACAGAGCAGGCUUCUGCCUCGAGUUUGACCUGUCUUGAAGUCCUUUCUCAUUCUCUUUCACCUGCCAAUCAGCCGUUAAAUCUGACUUUUUUUUUUUUUUUGGAAGCGAAAACAACAAACCAACGACUGUGUAAGCAGUCCGCUGCCUGAUUGUCCCGUCGUGUGACACCGCGUGCGUUCCCGAGCGAGCCGUGCCCUGCAGCUGCCUGGGACUCGGGCCACAAGCCCUGUGGGGUGGGGGGGUGGAGGCCUUCUGGAACACUCUGCGAGAGCGGAGACAACAUUGCUGGGUCACAGUCUUUUAUUCAGGUUUCUGCAAAAAAAAAAAAAAAUUAAAAAGAAACUUUUUUAAAUGAACACGAAUAGCAUUUUGCAAAUUGAAAACAUUUUCCAGGAUUUAUUCAAGGAAACAAAUGCCUAUGUUCAACCACUGGUGUUAACGAACAAAACAAGAUACUGGACACCUCUGGGGAAGACACCCCCCCACCCUACCCCCAGCGGCAGCCUCAUCCAGCUCGGGGGUCCCCCUGGCUCUGAGCUUUUCCAGCUACCCCGUCUGUGUGCCUCUCGCCAGGACGCCAGACUGGGCUUCUGAAAUGUGCGUUCAACCUCAAACUUUUGCAUAAAAAUAGAAUGAAUCGUUUUGCUCUGAUGAAAUGUAGGCCUUACUUGUACAUAAGACUGGUCCUGCCUUCGGUCUGUCCUUUCUCCCCACCCCUGCCUUCCCACCCACCGCCCGGGGCUUCCUUUAGCGGGGGUUCAAGGGGUCUGCCCAUCCACGAGGAGGUCAGGUUGGGUCCUGCCCUGCUAGCCCCUCCCCACCCCCCGUGUCCCACCCCUAAGCCGUCAAUCAGAUUGUUGAGCAGUAUACAGUCAGAUGAAAAUACUGUAAAUGCACUCAUUGGGGUUUUUUUUUUUUUUUGGUUUUAUUUCAUAUCAUGUGCAAUGUUGUGGCUUUAACAUUUUAUGCAACUAUUUAUGAAGACCUCUGUUGUACCUGUAAUAAAUAUAUAGAAAAAGCACAUAUUCGUACAGUGAGAUUUAUGGUUUUGUGCGUGUGUCGGGGGCGGGGUGGGGGGUGGGGUUCGUAGCCCUGUGCCAUCGGUUCAAGGAGACAACUCUUGGUGAAAUUUGUCAGUUUUGAGGACUGUAAAAAGUGAUUUCAUACUCUGAAUAUAAAACUGGAUAAUAGGGUAAUGUUUUAAAUUUUAUUAUGCUAUUAUUCAGAAUGCCAAAGUAUUAUUUUUUUUCCCAAAAUCAGUCUGGACAUUUCCUACUUUUUAGACUUUUUGACAUUCAACUUUCUGUACAAAAAUUGGCUGGAUUUUGAGAUUUUGGUAAGAAAUAAAAGCCAAUUAGGCACCAGCCGCCUCGAGGCUGGCAUUGAUGUCUGUGGCACUGUAGUGUGGGAGGCCCUCAACAAAAGACGCUGGGUUUCUGGGCACGCUUGAAUUUUUCUGGAUGUCUUUUUAUCUUUGUUGUGUGAAGUACACUUUAAAAAAAAGACCAGCCCGCUUCCCAAGCCAGCCAGACACCUGGGUCUUCAGCCAUAAACUGGCAUAGUUCAAGCUUUGCAGCUUCCAAUGUAUUUUUAUUUAUUCUUUUGUUGAAUUUUUGUUUGUUUGUUCCUUGUAAAAUUGUACAGAAACUUUUUAAAAGAAAUUGGAUUCAAAACUGGAUGUGUAUUCGUAACCUCACAACUUUUAUUUGUGUAUUGUUUCUUUUAUUAUUUCAGUUAAAUUUUUACAUUAUUUUGCAUGUAUAUUUCUUUGUACAGAGACCUUACAUGUUUACACAGUAUGAUGUGAUGUAAAUAUUUUAUUUUGCCAUCAGUUAUUUUAAAAAAUUAAACAUAUUUGCCUGA